AUUUGGUGCAGACAUGUAAAGACGACGUUGUGGCUACCGAAAUAGCCUAGCAUGUAUUGGUUCGAGUCGGUGGGCGAUGCUGCUUCUCAAACAUCGCUUCCGUCGAACCCACCAAGGUUAUUCGAACUUCUUCACCUCAUAAUGUUACGUCAUCAACGCACAAGCCUCUUAGAACCGUCGUCUCUCCCAAACAAGUCUUCGUAACCACAGCCAUGAAGACACAAGAUAUGGAACCACCAGAGCACUAUCUUCCAUACAAUCCCAUUCGUCGUUUCGCAGAUGAGAUAACGCUGCCCGAUAACGCGGUAGACAAGUUCCCGAACAAGAUUGGCCCUAGAAUCAUAUUCCUCCCCGAUACGAAACAAAUCCUAAAGAUUGGUUAUGGUAUCACACGCUCGGAAGCGGAAGCGAUGCGUCUCUUGACCUCACAAACGUCCGUACCAGUCGCUAGGGUCGACCGUGUUAGCGAACGAGGAGACUCUGGGUACAUAUUGAUGUCGCAAUUAGAGGGACAGCCCUUGGCAGAUGUAUGGCCAGCCCUAACACCAGAAGCCCGAGCUUGCCUAAUGCAAGACCUACGAGGUUACAUUCAAGAAUGGAGAACACUUCGUGGCGAUUAUUACGGUGCUCUAGGUCACCAACCCUGUCAAGACAUCUUCUUUAAGCAUUUUCCAAUGCGUAAGGAAUCUAAUGUCGAAUAUGGACCGUACAAAACCCGGAGUGAAUACAAUGCCGGGAUCAAGCGCGCCCUGCAGAUGUCAAGGCCGCCUGAGACCUCUGACGCAAGAGACGAAGCUUUGCUAGACAAGAUCGAAACCCUCAAUGACUCCGUUAUUGUUUUCACGCAUGGUGACCUUCACCGUGACAACAUCUUAGUCAAAAAUGGAAAAAUCACUGGUAUUCUCGAUUGGGGUUCUUCAGGAUACAGCAUUAUGGAUAGGGAAUAUUACGAAGCACGAUCAAGAGCAAGAAACCCGGAAUGGAAAGCAGCUCUUGAGUCUGUUUUCGCGGGGGAAAUCGACAUGAUUACAUAUUCAAUUUUGGAGCAAGUUGACAAGGAACUUGUAGUGUACAGCGGAAUGUGAACAACUCUGGGUAGUAAGCUUUUUCGCAAGGGGCACAGCUCCUACUAUCUCCUAUUAGCAACCCAUCUACCCCCUAAUGCCUGUGCCAGUUCCGUUGCCGAUUUCCCCACAAGUCCAUCAACUCAUGCAGAAGUCUCUGGAGGAACCAAUUCCUCGGCUUCAAGAGCAAUCACAGUUCAUCGUCCAAUCUUGACACCGGUCUCUACCGUUCCUCGGGGGUGGCUCCUCGCUUAUGAUAGAAUGAGCUCGCGCAUAUUGACUGGCGGGAAUAGUAGCGACCUGAAAAUAGCCCUCGGAAUUUGGACUCAGGAUGGUAACGCCAUCGCGCCGAUCGAAUUGGUACCACAGACGGUCACGGUCUAGGAGCGAGACCUGUAAAAGAUUGCCUCUGUCUGCCCCGGCACCGUGGAACACAAUCGACUAAUGGGACCGGUUGUUAGGAUCGUCGCCUUCCC
This is a messenger RNA of Cucurbitaria berberidis CBS 394.84, 1540 nucleotides long. RefSeq names its product kinase-like protein. The transcript is spliced from 2 exons. NCBI's taxonomy places the organism in Eukaryota, Fungi, Ascomycota, Dothideomycetes, Pleosporales, Cucurbitariaceae. Bases 213 to 1085 code for a protein of 290 amino acids. The record is from RefSeq and is a predicted model, not a curated record.